Saprolegnia parasitica CBS 223.65 is the source of this 2297-nucleotide messenger RNA. RefSeq lists its product as hypothetical. The transcript has 2 exons. The record is from RefSeq and is a predicted model, not a curated record. Lineage: Eukaryota; Oomycota; Saprolegniomycetes; Saprolegniales; Saprolegniaceae. The coding region runs from base 1 to 2232 and encodes 743 amino acids.
AUGAUCUGGGCGGCGGCCAUCAAGGUUGCAGACAAAGCGAUGCCGGUUCCGGCGAGCAUCAUGCGCCAGCUCACGCGCAGCAUCCGCCUCCGAUGGCUCGCAAGCGAAGCGGUUGCAGCGCCGGACGAGGGCCAUGUGCACUUCCUCGACCUCCUUCGCGCGAUCAAGGCCAAGCUCGAGCCGUUGGUCGAGGUCCGUCAGCCGUCGACUGCGGCGCCCGUCGUCGACGCCACGAACCUCUCCAACACGUUUGGCGCGCUCUCUGUCGAGGACGACGAAGACGAUACCGACGCGCCCGACAUGCCAGCGUUUGACGUCGCAGCGUUCGUCCCGCCCGUCGAGCCGACGCGGGCCGAGGCGACGCGUGCCAAGCUCCUCGCGCGCAUCGAAGCCGAAAAGUUCCGCGCGUGGUGCUUUGUCUCGGACAUGGACGAGCUCAUGGGCGAAGUCAAGGCCGUGUGGCGUGCGUUCAAGCAGGGCGACACGACGCUAGUCGCGGCGACCGCGGUCACCAACGCCUGCGUCAAGCUCGUCGGCACCCUUUCAAGCGAGCUCCAGGUCGAACACCCGUACCUCAAGUCGCUGGACGAGAUCGCCGUGCUGCUCGGCGACCACGGCAUGCUCGAGCCGGUCACGCUCCAGUACAACGUGCCGCUCGAGCGCGUGGUCGAGGUCAUCGUGCUCUCGCGCCGUGCGGCCGUGCCCCGCAAGUACGACGACACUUGCCGCGUGGUCAUGCAAAAGCUCAAGGUCUCCUUCUCGGAGGCCGACUCGGUGCUCCAAAGCGUCAUGCGGAUCGAUGUCGUGAACCGCGGCUCGGCGCUCUUCUACACGAACCACCUCGACGAGGACGAAGACGACGCGAACGACGACCUCCUCGACUUGCAUCUGCUGCUUGUGGGUCUCUUGGAUGCGAUUCAGCCAGGAACGCGGCUCAUUUGCCGGGAUGGGUUCUUUGGCCCUACCUGGGACGAGGCUGUAGCGUCUGCGCCGACGCGCAAGGCCUUGUUCCAGACGCUCAUGGCCGAUGUGCUGCCGCCGCUCUUGCAUCAAGUGCUCGACGAGCGCGCGUUCAAGAUUGACCACCAAGACGACUUUAUGCCGUUCCACAAGCUCGUCAAGGAGUACGAGACGACGCAAGUGGUGACGCUGCCCUUUGUGUUUGCGGCGCAGUGUCUUCUCGAGUCGAUUCUAGCGGUUCAGGGACCAUCCUCCGAGACGGUCACCGUGGCCAGCGUCGGCGCCUAUGCAACGGACGUGAUGCGCCGUGUGCUCCAGCACCUCCUGACGUUCAAGACGAAGCCCGGCGAGCUGUACUCGCCGCCGCACACGACCCGCAACCUCGACAUCACGACGGCGUGGCUCGGCAACACGCUGCGCAUUGCGACCACGUACCCUGGCUUUUCCGAGAAGGAGGUCGCGCGUGCGUGGCUCAACCCGUGGAUGGCCGGCCAGCAUGUGCUCAUGACGACGAUGACGCUGGGCCUGGACACGGGCAUCUACCUCCUCGACGACAUUGGCCAAGGCCGGCUGGUGCUGCACCUCUACAACGCGCUCCGUUGCCGCGAUCGCAUUGCGCACAUUCCAGUGCUCGAGAUGCUCGCCGACCUCUUUGAACAAGGCAAGUCGGUGUGGGCGGGCAGUCGCCCGAACGCGCCCGGUGGGUUUCUCAAGGCGCACCUCAUCGCGUGGGGCUACGAGGCCAAAGACGCGCCCGUCGUGGACGCCAGGACGGCGCACCGCGACAGCAAGGACCGCCGGAGCAAGUUUCAGAAGGCGCAUGCCAAGAUGCAGCGGAAAGGCCGGACGCUCAAUGUGACCGAGCCCGAGCACCUCAGCCGCGCGUACCGACUCGCCACGUACAUGGAGGCGCCGGCGAUGCGCAACGAGAAGCUGCCGGCGAUGCACGACCUUCGGCGCACGAUGGACGCCGAGUGGGCCCACUAUCUGCACCUGGACUUUGGUGCCAUCGGGCUCCUCUUUCGGGAGAUCUGGUCGAAGCUGGUGCACGCGCUCGGCUUCUCGGGCGUCGGGCCCCAGUUUCCGCAGUUUGAUCCGGACUGGCGCGAGACCCAAGAGAACAACCAGAUCCACAACGAAAAUCUCUGCCUCCAGACGCUCCUCUUCCAGUGCGACGAAGUCCCAGAGUCGCCCAAGCUCGCGGUCGCUGCCGAGAUUCUUGCAUCGUACGCAACGCGCCUCGAAACGGAUGCACUCGUCGCCCCAGCCUAGUCGGUCGCACGAUUUUACAGUUGGCACAUACAGUAUGUACCAACCAAUACUGUCUACCUCAAAGU